UAGCUAGUGACAAUGUGCUUAAGAUGUACCGGUUUAUUGAAAUGCAUUCAAAUAAUAUACUGAAAAUACAAACUUUAACUAAAUAAAAAUUAAGUUUUUCUAUUAAUUUAAUAUUGAUAAUUUCGUUUAAAAAUUUCAAAUAUAUAUUUUAUUUAUAUAAUUAUAAUGAUCAUAAAGAAUGUUAGUAAAUUAGUUGAAUUCUACAGUGUUUUUCCUCGUUUCUAAUGAUAUAAAUGUACAAAGUAAAUUGUUGAAAAAAAUAAAUGAUUUUAACAAUGAUGUUUUAUAUAUAUAUUAAAUUAUAAAAAUUUAAUUUUAUGAUUUUUUCACAUUUGGCUAAUUUUAUAAAAAAGUUUAUUAAUCAUAUUUCCUAACCUUUAUUUAUAUUGAUAAUUGCAUAUAAUAAUUUAUAUAUUGAAGUUUAUUUUAUUUUGUAUUUUGUAAAUAAAUAAAUAAUUAAAGAUGUUUGAAGCACACAGUAUUAACGCUGAACAUAAAGAUUUGAUUCAUGAUAUUGCUUACGACUUUUAUGGACAACGAAUGGCAACAUGUUCUAGUGAUCAAUUUGUAAAAGUCUGGGAUGAAGAUGAACAUGGAAAUUGGCAUUUAACUGCAUCUUGGAAAGCACACAGUGGAUCUGUAUUUAAAGUAACAUGGGCACAUCCAGAAUUUGGUCAAGUUUUAGCAACAUGUUCUUUUGAUAGAACAGCAGCUGUGUGGGAAGAGAUAGUUGGAGAAGGAUCAGGACCAGGAGAACGUGGUAUGAGACAUUGGGUUCGAAGAACAAAUUUAGUAGAUUCUAGAAAGACUGUUACAGAUGUAAAAUUUGCACCUAAAACUUUAGGACUUUUGUUAGCUACUUGUAGUGAAGAUGGAGUAAUUAGAAUAUAUGAAGCUCCUGAUGUUAUGAAUUUAAGUCAAUGGACUUUACAACAUGACAUUAGUUGUAAACUUCAAUGUAGUUGCUUAUCAUGGAAUCCAUCUCUUUCAAGAUUACAUCCUCCAAUGAUAGCAGUUGGAAGUGAUGAUCCAAAUCCAUCAUCUGAAGGAAAAGUUUUUAUAUACGAAUAUUCUGAAAGUAGUAGAAGGUGGACAAAAACACAAACAUUAUCCAUUAUUGACCCUGUUCAUGAUAUUGCAUUUGCUCCAAAUUUAGGUAGAAGUUUUCACACAUUAGCUAUUGCAUCAAAUGAUGUACAAAUAAUUACAUUAAAACCUAUACUGGAUAGUGCACAAAGUGGUUCAUCACGUUUUGAAAUUAACAUAGCAGCACAAUUUUCUGAUCAUAAUCCUACUGUAUGGCGAGUGUGUUGGAAUAUUAUGGGAACUAUUUUAGCAAGUUCAGGAGAUGAUGGUUGUGUUCGAUUAUGGAAAGAUAAUUAUAUUAACAAUUGGAAAUGUGUUGCUGUUUUGAAAGGUGAUGGCACCUCUGCUCAAAGUGCUGAAACUUCUAUAGCAGCAACACCGCCUAAUCAUUCAACAGGAAUACAACAAACAUCUUCUACAACAAGAGCAAUAACUAUAGCAACUGUCACUGCAGAGAAGCCUACAGUUACAGUCAUGUGCAGCAAUAAAUGGCAGCCACCUGUUAUAAAGGGUCGUUUUAGUAAAUCAGUGUGGUUGGGAAAUCCUAGUGAACCAACUCCACCUCCACCUCCAAUUUUAGAGUGUCCAAGAGCUAAAAAGUAAUAAAAGUAAUUAUUCAGUUUUUAGUAAUAUUAAAAAAUAUGAAAAUAAAUAAUUUUAUAUUUUUAUGUUUAAUAUUACUUAAAAAAUUAAUUCAAAAAAUAGAACUUAUUUUCUAUAUAUAAAAAAAAUAAAAUUUCAUUUAAAAACAUAAAAAAUAUAAAAUUUUUUUUAGAUAUGUAUUUGUUACAAUCAUAAUAAUGUGAUAGUAGAUAGCAAUAGUUAAUUAUGCAUAAGUAUAUACACUAUUAAUAAAAGUGUAUAUGUAUAUGAAUCUAAUUUAUAAAUUUGCUAUUUCAUUUAAUUUUAGCAAAUUAUAAUUUUACAUAUAUUAUUCCUUGAAACUAUGAUUUAUUUGUAUUUAAUUAAAAUAAAUAUAUUUAACA
Molecule: messenger RNA, 2072 nt
Organism: Apis dorsata (giant honeybee)
Lineage: Eukaryota; Metazoa; Arthropoda; Insecta; Hymenoptera; Apidae
Gene: Nup44A
Product: nucleoporin SEH1
Exons: 6
Coding region: 463-1689 (408 amino acids)
Biological process (GO): cellular response to amino acid starvation; positive regulation of TORC1 signaling
Cellular component (GO): Seh1-associated complex; nuclear pore outer ring
Molecular function (GO): structural molecule activity; protein binding
Source: RefSeq, a predicted model, not a curated record